Messenger RNA from Gaeumannomyces tritici R3-111a-1, 150 nucleotides. RefSeq lists its product as hypothetical. The record is from RefSeq and is a predicted model, not a curated record. The transcript has 2 exons. Bases 1 to 150 code for a protein of 49 amino acids. Lineage: Eukaryota; Fungi; Ascomycota; Sordariomycetes; Magnaporthales; Magnaporthaceae.
AUGUGGGAGCAGAAAGAUGAAAUUUCGGUGGAGUUGGAGUGGAUGUGGGUUUGCCCUAUUGACAGGCGCAUCCGUGACGCCGGCGAGGUUCAUGAUACUUACCCCGGACUGGAGGGCCCUGGAAGGACCCACUUCCUUCGUGAGGAUUAG